AGAUGCACACACGCUGUAACUCCUGCCGUGCCCUACGGGAGGAUCUGCUACCUGUGCAGUUUAUUCCGUAUCGGCUCGGGUGAUAAGUCGACGUGACAGAGAUAUUACGCAUGCUGGAUCGGCGAGGUGGAUGAGAGCACAGACUACUUUUGCGGGGACUUUCCCGAAGAGCAUUUAAAAUGUAAAGAGUUUGCACUUCCCGAACGCUUUCCCCAGCUGAUCGAGGUUGGAUGGUGCACACUCUACGACACGGAUCCUGCUUUUGGAGUAACUUACUCUGUAUUCCUUGUGAGGUAUUUGGUGGAGAUCUGCGCAGUAUAGAUGAUGUGGUUUGCGCACAUCCACCGUUGGUCUGAACCGACUCACCGCGUUUUACCUGGGCGCUCGCGGAUGAUUUUGCGCUUCUGAAAUCUCCUGCGCGCACUAAAGCAGGACUCAGAUGUUGAAAAAAUAUAAAAAGGCUGAACACUGAAUCCUCUACUGAAGACGGCAAGCGAAGAUGUCUCCUACCUGUUUAGUGUGUAUUUCAUUAGAUUAGCGUCCAGUCUAAUAAACAUAAUCAGCGAUGUAGUGAGCCUGUUCAUCUGCGUGCUCAUAAUUUGCAGUAAAUAUUCACAUCUGCUCAAAAGGGAGACCAUGAAGAUGAUCCUCCUGCGCAAAUUCCGGGUUUUGAUCCUUAUGGUGUUCCUGAUUGCGUGCUCCAUGCACAUAAUGAUAGACUUGUUACCAAAGCUGGAGAGGCACGGGAACAACGGCUGUUCGUGCUCCCACACGCCGAGCGAGGAGCCUCAGAACUGGGGGAAACAGGGCUGGCCUAACAAGCACACGCUGCGGAUCCUCCAGGACUUCAGCAACGAGCCCAGCUCCAAUGUUUCCUCCCACUCCCUGGAAAGGAUCCCGGCCACAGGAGACAAAACGCAGGCUCUCAGGAGGCUGGAGCAUCUCGGGCAACGCGCAGACAGAAAGAGACAUUUCAUCCAGGACGUAAACAAAAACAUGCCGGUGAGGGGUUCAAGGUUGUCGGCUCUCUUCGACCACCCCUUAUAUAAAAGAUCCCCGCCAACUCUGACCGACGAGGACACGCUGUUCAACGUCAACACGGACCUCAGAUUUGAUCCCAAAGCUGCAGAGGAUCAGGCAUGGAAUACUGAAGGCAACCAGGAGGAGUUCAGCCCAACAGGGGAGCUGGCGUCCGACUCCUACCCCAACUGGCUCCGCUUCCACAUUGGGAUUAACCGAUACGAGCUGUACUCCAGGCACAACCCGGUCAUCGACGCUCUCCUAAAGGACCUGGUCAGCCAGAAGAUCACCAGCGUUGCAAUGAAGUCUGGAGGCACUCAGCUGAAGCUCAUCAUGACCUUCCAGAACUACGGCCAGGCUCUCUUCAAACCCAUGAAGUAA
This is a messenger RNA of Gymnodraco acuticeps, 1401 nucleotides long. Its product is annotated as extracellular serine/threonine protein kinase FAM20C-like. The record is from RefSeq and is a predicted model, not a curated record. Gene Ontology annotation, cellular component: Golgi apparatus. Bases 637 to 1401 code for a protein of 254 amino acids. Gene Ontology annotation, molecular function: protein serine/threonine kinase activity. Lineage: Eukaryota; Metazoa; Chordata; Actinopteri; Perciformes; Bathydraconidae. The transcript has 3 exons. Gene Ontology annotation, biological process: protein phosphorylation.